Molecule: messenger RNA, 8347 nt
Organism: Equus caballus (horse)
Lineage: Eukaryota; Metazoa; Chordata; Mammalia; Perissodactyla; Equidae
Gene: SLITRK5
Product: SLIT and NTRK like family member 5
Biological process (GO): positive regulation of synapse assembly; regulation of presynapse assembly; axonogenesis
Cellular component (GO): membrane
Molecular function (GO): protein binding
Source: RefSeq, a predicted model, not a curated record
GGAGAGCGCCGGGGAGAGCCGUUUGGGGAGCCCCGGCACCCGCGGUCGCCUCCGCGGCGGCGGCCCCGGGCUGGCGGCUUCCGGGCGCCUCUUUUCUCCAGCCGCUCGGACCGCGCUGCUCACCGCCUCCUUGCCCUGCCUGGGCAUCAGACACCCAGUGCACACCCCAAAGAGCUAUCUUUUGUAAGGCUGGCUAUGAUGAGUGGGCCCAGGAGAUGUGAGACGGGGAGGUAAAAUGCACACUUGCUGCCCCCCAGUAACUUUGGAACAGGACCUUCACAGAAAAAUGCAUAGCUGGAUGCUGCAGACUCUAGCGUUUGCUCUAACAUCUCUCGUCCUUUCGUGUGCAGAAACCAUCGAUUAUUAUGGGGAAAUCUGUGACAAUGCAUGUCCUUGUGAGGAAAAGGACGGCAUUUUAACUGUGAGCUGUGAAAACCGGGGGAUCAUCAGCCUCUCUGAAAUUAGCCCUCCUCGUUUCCCAAUCUACCACCUCUUGUUGUCUGGAAACCUUUUGAACCGUCUCUAUCCCAAUGAGUUUGUCAAUUACACUGGGGCUUCAAUUUUGCAUCUAGGUAGCAACGUUAUCCAGGACAUUGAGACCGGGGCUUUCCAUGGGCUGCGGGGUUUAAGGAGAUUGCAUCUGAACAAUAAUAAACUGGAACUUCUGCGCGAUGAUACCUUCCUUGGCUUGGAGAGCCUGGAGUACCUACAGGUCGAUUACAAUUACAUCAGUGUCAUUGAACCCAAUGCUUUUGGGAAACUGCAUUUGUUGCAGGUGCUUAUCCUCAAUGACAAUCUCUUGUCCAGUUUACCCAACAACCUUUUCCGUUUUGUGCCCUUAACACACUUGGACCUGCGGGGGAACCGGCUGAAACUUCUGCCCUAUGUGGGGCUGUUGCAGCACAUGGAUAAAGUUGUGGAGUUACAGCUGGAGGAAAACCCCUGGAACUGCUCCUGUGAGCUGAUCUCUCUCAAGGAUUGGUUGGACAGCAUCUCCUACUCGGCCCUGGUGGGGGAUGUGGUUUGUGAGACCCCCUUCCGCUUACACGGCCGGGACUUGGACGAGGUGUCCAAGCAGGAACUUUGCCCAAGGAAACUUAUUUCAGACUACGAGAUGAGGCCGCAGACGCCUUUGAGCACCACGGGGUAUUUACACACCACCCCAGCUUCGGUGAAUUCCGUGGCCACUUCUUCCUCUGCUGUUUACAAACCUCCCUUGAAGUCCCCUAAGGGGACCCGCCAACCCAACAAGCCCAGGGCGCGCCCCACCUCUCGGCAGCCUUCCAAGGACUUGGGCUACAGUAACUAUGGCCCCAGCAUCGCCUACCAGACCAAAUCUCCGGUGCCUUUGGAGUGUCCCACCGCGUGCACUUGCAACCUGCAAAUCUCCGAUCUGGGCCUCAACGUCAACUGCCAGGAGCGCAAGAUCGAGAGCAUCGCAGAGCUGCAGCCCAAGCCCUACAACCCCAAGAAAAUGUAUCUGACAGAGAACUACAUCGCCGUCGUACGCAGGAGCGAUUUCCUGGAGGCCACCGGGCUGGACCUCCUACACCUGGGCAACAACCGCAUCUCGAUGAUCCAGGACCGCGCCUUCGGGGAUCUCACCAACCUGAGGCGCCUCUACCUAAAUGGCAACAGGAUCGAGAGGCUGAACCCGGAGUUGUUCUAUGGCCUGCAGAGCCUGCAGUAUCUCUUCCUCCAGUACAAUCUCAUUCGCGAGAUUCAGUCUGGGACUUUCGAUCCGGUCCCAAACCUCCAGCUGCUAUUCCUGAAUAACAACCUCCUGCAAAGCAUGCCCUCAGGCGUCUUCUCAGGCCUGACCCUCCUCAGGCUAAACCUGAGGAGUAACCACUUCACCUCCUUGCCGGUGAGUGGAGUUCUGGACCAGCUGAAGUCACUUAUCCAAAUAGACCUGCACGACAACCCAUGGGAUUGCACCUGCGACGUGGUGGGCAUGAAGCUGUGGGUCGAGCAGCUCAAAGUGGGUGUCUUGGUGGACGAGGUCAUCUGCAAGGCGCCCAAGAAGUUCGCUGAGACGGAUAUGCGCUCCAUCAAGUCGGAGCUGCUGUGCCCAGACUACUCGGACGUGGUGGUUUCCACGCCCACUCCCUCCUCCAUCCAGGUCCCAGAGAGGACCAGCGCGGUGACCCCCGCCGUGCGUCUGAACAGCACCGGCGCCCCCGCGGGCUUGGGCGCGGGCGGAGGUGCGUCGUCGGUGCCCUUGUCGGUGCUGAUCCUCAGCCUGCUGCUGGUUUUCAUCAUGUCCGUCUUCGUGGCCGCCGGGCUCUUCGUGCUGGUCAUGAAGCGCAGGAAGAAGAACCAGAGUGACCACACCAGCACCAACAAUUCCGACGUGAGCUCCUUCAACAUGCAGUACAGCGUGUACGGCGGCGGCGGCGGCUCGGGCGGCCACCCGCACGCGCACGUGCACCACCGCGGGCCCGCGCUGCCCAAGGUGAAGACGCCCGCGGGCCACGUGUACGAGUACAUCCCCCAUCCACUGGGCCACAUGUGCAAAAACCCCAUCUACCGCUCCCGAGAGGGCAACUCCGUGGAGGAUUACAAAGACCUGCACGAGCUCAAGGUCACCUACAGCAGCAACCACCACCUGCAGCAACAGCCGCCGCCGCCGCCGCCACCGCAGCCCCAGCAGCAGCCCCCGCCGCCGCAGCUGCAGCUGCAGCCGGGGGAGGAGGAGAGGCGGGAAAGCCACCACUUGCGGAGCCCCGCCUAUAGCGUCAGCACCAUCGAGCCCCGGGAGGACCUACUGUCGCCGGUGCAGGACGCCGACCGCUUUUACAGGGGCAUUUUAGAACCAGACAAACACUGCUCCACCACCCCCGCCGGCAAUAGCCUCCCGGAAUAUCCCAAAUUCCCGUGCAGCCCCGCUGCUUACACUUUCUCCCCCAACUAUGACCUGAGACGCCCCCAUCAGUAUUUGCACCCGGGGGCAGGGGACAGCAGGCUGCGGGAACCGGUGCUCUACAGCCCCCCCAGUGCUGUCUUUGUAGAACCCAACCGGAACGAAUAUCUGGAGUUAAAAGCAAAACUAAACGUUGAGCCGGACUACCUCGAAGUGCUGGAAAAACAGACCACAUUUAGCCAGUUCUAAAAGCAAAGAAACUCCCUUGGAGCUUUUGCAUUUAAAACAAACAAGCAAGCAGACACACACGGUGAACACAUUUGAUUAAUUGUGUUGUUUCAACGUUUAGGGUGAAGUGCCUUGGCACGAGAUUCUCAGCUUCGGCGGAAGAUACUGAAAGGGUGUGCAAUUUCCUUUUAAUUUUACACGUGGGGAAACAUUUGUGUAAACUGGGCACAUCACUUUCUCUUCUGGCGUGUGGGGGAGGAGAGGAGAAGGGCUUUAUGGAGAACAAUUUGCUGCGCGGGUGAUUAUUAAAGGUCGCAGUCAUAUUUGUAGUGGUUGAAAGUGCUAAGUAGGGAGGAAGAUGGCAGCCCAUAGAUUCUACUCUUCCUCUUUUGUUCCCUUCCCCCCCUUCUUCUUCUCCCCCUUUAAGCCAUGGGUGGGUCUAAAUGGCUUUUGUGGAGAGAUUAGCACACCCCAACUUUAAUAGAAAGUUUGUUCUCUCUCUGUUUCUCCCUCUCCUCCCCCGCCCCUUUCUCUGCCUCCCUGCCUCCCUCCUCUCUCAUUCCUUUCCUUUCUUUUUAAAGGAUGUGUUUGUAUGCAUUCUGGACAUUUGAAUUAAAAAACGAAAGUAUUGUGAUCUUGAAAAGGAUCACCAUAGAUGUGGACAAAUCAUUAAAACUACAGAGCUAUAUGAUCCAUAAUUGAUUAGUCAAAAUAACUUAUUGAUGAAAUAUACAAAUAUUUUAUUGUAGCACCUAUUUUUAUAUGCACAUUUAGCAUUUCUCUUUCCUUCUCUAUUUAGCCUAUGAUUUUCACAGAGGUGUCACACUAUAUUAGGAGCUGCAUUUCCAAAACUGAAGUGAUAUCAGGAAAGCAUUUUAAAUAAUUAAAAAUAUGAAAAACUUAAUGGUAAAAUCUUAAAGCCAAUGCAACCCACCCAAUUGGAUCUGUAAUUUAAAUUUAAAAAAAACAAAACAAAACUGUAUUCCAAUGCUUAAAAUAAAAAAAUUGAGGGCAAUUAAUUGGGCCAUUCAUUCGAGGGAGAAUUGUGUGCAAGUUUCUGUUUUUAUUAGAGAAGAUUUAAAAGUAUUUUUAUUAGUCAACCAAAAUGAUGUAUUGAUUUGACUACUAUUGUAGCCGGUUUUUGAUUGUUUAACCAAACCCAGUUGCAUUUGUACAGAUCCACGUGUACUGGCACCUCAGAAGACCAAAUGAUGGACUGUACAAAUCUCUAUACAAUGUCUGUCUCUCUGGGCAGCAAGCAAUGAUGAUAACCACAAACAGGAUCUCUGUAAGAUGGGGCUACUGUUGUUACAGUCUCAUAUGUAUUCCAGCACAUGUAAUUUUUUAAAUAGUUUCUGAAUAAACACUUGAUAACUAUGUCAAAUAUGAGGGACUGAAGUAAUGAUUACUUAAGGUGCAAAAAGAUUAACCAUGUGUGGUUGACUGAAUCUCCCUUAUUAACAAUUUAGGGCAUAAUAGCUAACUUUUAUGCUUGAUAAAAAAAUUUUCCCCUAAUUAUCAAAUUUUAAAAGUAUAUAUUAUAUAUAUAUAUAAUAUUACACCUUUGUUGGUUCAGGGAAAUACGUUUUUCUAAAUGUGUCAUUUAAUGUGUUUAUUAAUGAAAUUUCAUUUGUGUACUUCCUUUCCUUACUGAAGUAUUCAUCUAAUACAUGGAGCAUGGUAAGUAAUAUAUUGCAUAUUCAUUUUUCUCUCAAUAUUAUGUAUUUUGUCAUGUCAGUAUUAUUUAUUCAGUCUACAGUUUUCCAUAGUUUCCAUAUUUUAACUUGUGUAAAACUAUCUUCAACAAUUAUGAUGGGUAUUUUAUCGGAAGUUGAUCUGUAUCCUAAAUGUGCGAGAUGUUAGUGGAUAUAAGCUGUUCACCUCUGAAUAAGGAUUGCCAGUGAAUUUGGUUAGUAUUUAAGGGUAGGAAAUCUGAAACUUAAAGAGCCAUGUGCUUCAUUGCUAUUGGUGGAUCUCCCCAUAAUCUCACCUGGAAUGUGUACAAUAUCAAGGGCUGUUCAUGAACUUUAUAUUUAAGGAACACUUUCCGUGGCAUUCUGCCACAAAGAGGCAGCAUUCACCCGUAAGUAAAUUGACAGUAACUGCUUGAAUUCAGAUUGAACAGGUGGUAACAGUUUCCCUGAGGAAUUAAAAAAAAAAAAUAGUAAUGCUACAUGGGCCAAGCGAAGUGAGCUAUCCCUCAUUCUCUGCAACAUUUUCUCUUCCAAAAAUUUUUUUCAAAGAGGAAAGAAAUAAACUUAAUAAUGUCAUGAUGUUAUCAUGAAACAAGAUGUAUCUCUUACUAUUCAUCUACCUCCUUCAUAUUAGACCCAAGAUUAGAAAAGAAAUAGAAAUGCUAGCAUUUGACUUCACAAUUGGGGCUGCUGUUAAUUUUUCUUCACAAUGUAAGUUAUUUUUCUUUUAAAAAGACAAAAUCACUUCCCCAAUAUGAUUAUAUGUAAAUAUGACAGUUGUAUAAAUUAUAAAAUAUUAAUGCAAAGUGGAAUCCUCCAUGUAACUAAGUUUUAUUUCUUAAUUGAUGCAUAAAAAGUAAGAGAUGAGAAUUACAUGAAAUGAAAGAUGUAGUUUUGGACAAUAUAAGUAGCUUCCAAAGAAAGUUUGUUGAUAUAUUUUUCAAAACUUUACAAAAUAAUAAUAUUAUUUUCAAACCAGUCCUAUUUCACAUAAUCUUGUCACACUCUCUUUAGGUGGCCCAUUUAUAACUCUGCUCUUCCUAAUGUGUUCAACAGUUUUUUAAUCUUAAAAAUAACCAUUGUAUGAGUUAUGAAAAGAGAUUACUUCUAACUUUUAAAUUAUAUUUUUCCCAACUGUAUUAAGGGAUAAAAGUGACUUCAUCCUUGCUCUAAUAAACUUGAAAUUUUUUAACAUGUAGAAUUAUGAAAUUGUAUAGAAUUGAAAAUGAAUUUUUCUCUCCUUAUACAUGGUUUCCUGCCAAUACAUUAAAUAUACAAAGGAACAUAAGUUGUGUGGUUUUGAAUAUUGAUUUUUAGUUUUUCAGUUGUUCACUGAAUAAAUAAUUAAAUUGGAUAUAUCAGAGGUAUAUGAUUAAAUUAAGGAACCCUGCAAAUUCUCUCCAUAGAAUUUUGGAGAACAACAAUAUGUAAUGUUUCAGGCAUCAAUUAAAGUUUGGAUGCAAACUAAGCUUACUCUUUGUGCUUGUUCUAUUUGAUAUCUUGCAUAACCUUAUACAAAUAUAUUUCCAGGUAGAUAUUGCAAAAUUUUAUUUUUAUCUAUAUAUGCCUAUGGUGUAAAUACUUAAAUUAUCUCAGAGAAAGUAAGUACAUUCCAUGUAAAUGUAGAUAAUUUGUAUGUUAAUAUUCAAAAUAAUUUACAGCUAAACUAUUGAUUGACGUUAUGAGCUAAUCAACUUUAGCAUAAAUUUCAUACUUGGAACACAUCUUUUGUUUAGGCAAGAUUACCAACUUUACACAUGUAAUGUAGAAAAUUUUGGUAUCCAGAUCUGUCCCUCACCACUGUUCCCUCAACCUCGAUAGGAAAAGCAGUCUAGUGUGUAAUGAAAAUAUCCACACAUAAUAUAGAAAAACGUUAAACUUAAUCUAAGAUACCAGUGUCUUGCCCUACAUUAGUAAUUCUAUCCUUGGUAAUAAGCAUAUUAUUCAGAUUAAAUAUAUAUAAUUUUCUUUUCCUAUUCAGUUUUUUCUGACUUUCUUCCUUUUUCUUUACAUCUCCCCCAUUCCUCCUUCCUUCUCGCUUCUUCUUUCACUUCAUUAUUCUUCAGUAGAGCAAGGGAACGAGUAAGAAUAGUUCAGUCCUUGUCUGAAAUGCCAGAAACUGGCUACUUAAUUUCAAGAGCUCAAUGGAUUGUUCCCAAAGUCAUGCAACUCCAAAUUAAUGAAAAUAAAGCAGACCACAACUAUGCUUCUGAUUCAUUUGGAAAUACGCUCUUGUUGAACUUUUCAGAUGGCUCCUGAUUAAGAUAUUUGCAGGAGUGGCAAAAUAUUUGGUAUAACUAAUUUUAAGAAUAAAUUUUACUCUGAAAAAGAGGAAUUAAGAACAACGAAAGAAGCAAUUUAAAUGCUAGAAGACAGAAGCAUUUAAUUAAUUGAUUUUCAAAAGGAAUAAAAUGUUGUGAAAGUGGUAAUCAAAUUGUUAUCAAAUUAACUGUUUAACUUACAGAUAAUGUUCCUCAAACCUCUUGAAGUUCUCUAUUGUUUUGCAAUACAAAUAUACGACAAAAUUAAAGUAGUUGGAUGGAUAUUAGUCCUGUACAUGAAAAUAAUUAUCAAACAUCUAUAUCCAAAAGAACCUCGUAUCACCUAAUAUUGCAUUUGCCAACUGUGCACUUUAUCAUUAAUUUUAUUUUAAUUUAACUCAAUGCCUUUCUAUAACUAUCCAUAUAUAUUUCCUCAAUAUAUGUAGCAUGUAUAUGGCAUACAAAAAUAUGCAUUAUCAAAGAGAACAUUGCAUACUCAAUUUUCUUCUAGAGUUCUUUUAAAAUUUAUUUCAAAUUAUAUUUUCAUGUUCUAUGCUUUAGGAAUGUUAGAGUGGGGAAAAGAAAAGAAUUUUAUGCAAUAUAAUAGUUGAGUGUGACAAUAAAUACAAUACUCUUUUCUUCCCUUGUUCAUAGCAGGCCAUUUGGCUUAUAAGAUACACGUCAAACAUUUUUCAUGGUGACUCUAUCAGUAUUAUAAAAUGAAUAAUUUUUAUACCCAUUUUUUAAAAGAACAAAGUUUAAACUUAAUUUAGUUUAAGAGUAAUUUAGAUUACUUAUGAAAAGUACUUUGGAAGCUCAAAACAUACAUAUUUCAUAGAGAAAUGAGGUAAUGGAAAUAUAGAAUAAUUUGACUUUCUCAUUUUCUAUUUACUGUCAAAAUAAAAAUGCAAUGAUAUAUUGCAUAAUGAUAAGUAUAUCAGACAUAUUUUUAUUAGACACUAGAAAAACCAUUUUAUAGAAGAAAAGUAAUAAAAUAUGUUAAAUGGAAGUCUUUCGCAGAGUUUUUUUCAUAAUUAGGUAUCUUUGUCAGUGAAUAUGAAGGAAUAUUAUAUAUUUCUACUAUAAAAUAAAUGUAUACUGUUUCAAAAUUACACACAUGUAAUUCUAAAUGUGGAAAUUAUGAAACAAUGUUUUCAAGGAUAAAUUUUUUUUAAUUUAACAUAAAGAAAUGAAACUGUGGCUUUAUCAAAUUGAAAGCUCAUUAGUAUCUUGGUCUACUUUUUUUUUUUUUUUUGAGGAAGAUUAGCCCUGAGCUAACUACUGCCAAUCCUCCUCUUUUU